CCUGCUAGUCCCGAGUCCGCCGCGGGGCCCGUCGAACGCAUGCCUCUCCAGUCCCGCGGGGUGUGCUGGACCUUCACACGGCCGUCGGGCGCUCUCCAGGACCCAGGCCUUGGCCCAGGCCGCCCUAUCCGUCACUUGCAGCCAGUCGCAGCGCAGUGCCAAGUCCAGACGGUCCAGACCGAGCGAGCCCAGAAGGACCGCCCUGCCGUACCCAGGGGCGCCGGCGCCGGGCCGCGUGCAUAGGGCCCUGUGGCUGCCUGUGGCUGCCAGUGGCGUGUCGCCGCCACUAGCCACCACCGCUAGCCGCGCGCCUCGGCGCCACUCACUGCCAUGGCUUCAGCAUGGCUGACGUCGCGGCAGGUGCUGUGGAUCAUGGUGUUCAUCGGCUUCGCCGUCAACUACAUGGUCCGCAUCAACAUGAACAUCGCGCUGGUGGCCAUGGUGGAGCCGCCGAGGCCGAUGGAGGUGAUGGACGACAACGGCACGCGGGUGCAGCCCGCGGUCACGGGCACGCAGUGCAUCGUGCCCGACAGUGUCGCGGACGCCGUGCAGCACGCCGCGCUGUCCUCCAACGACACGGACGACCUGGAGGAGGAGACGGCGGCGCGGCCAGAGGGGUCAGAGCGCUUCCGCUGGAACGCCCAUGAGCAGGGCAUGGUGCUGGGGGCGUUCUUCUGGCUCUACUGGUCCACGCAGGUCCCUGGCGGCGUGCUGGCUCAGCGCUACGGCACCAAGAUCGUGUUCGGCCUCGGCAACCUGGUGCCUGCCCUCCUGGCCUUCGCCAUCCCCGCCGCGUCCAGGUUCCACUAUGGCGCGCUGCUCGCCAUCCGGCUGGCGCAGGGCUGCAUCUCGGGGCUGACGUGGCCGGCGAUGCACGACAUGACGGCCAAGUGGAUCCCCCCGAACGAGAGGAGCCGCUUCGUCACCGCCUACCUGGGUGGUUCGGUGGGGGCGUCUGUGACGUAUCCAGUGUGCGGCCUUAUCAUCGACGCCAUGGGCUGGGAGGCCGUCUUCUACAUCUCGGGCGCGCUGGGCGUGUUGUGGUGGCUCGCCUGGGUCGUGCUCGUCUUCGACUCACCCGACGAGCACCCCAGGAUAGCGUCCACCGAGCGCCUAUACAUCCAGAAGGCCCUGGCCGGCAACGUCGCCAAGAAGCAGCUGCCGACGCCCUGGCGCGCCAUCUUGAUGUCGCUGCCCGUGUGGAUGAACAUCGUGGCGCAGUGGGGCGGGCUGUGGGGGCUGCUGACCCUCAUGACGCAGGCGCCCUCCUACUUCCGCUACGUGCACGGCUGGGGCAUCCGCAUGACGGGGCUGCUGUCCGGGUUGCCGCAGCUGUGCCGCAUGCUGUUCGCCGUGGUCUUCUCCACCAUCGGGGACUACUUGCUCAAGAGCGGCCGGAUGUCUCGGACCAACGUCCGCAAAAUGGCGACCGCCAUGUGUAACAUCGGCCAGGCCGUGUUCGUGCUGGGCCUGGCGUUCUCGGGCUGCGACAAGUACGCGGCCAUCCUGUUCCUGACCGCGGCCACGGCGGCCAACGGCGCGGUGUCGACGGGCGCCCUCGCCAGCAUGGUGGACAUCAGCCCCAACUUCGCCAGCAUAGUCCUGGGCAUCAACGGCGUGGUCACCGUGCUGCCGGGCUUCAUCUCCCCCAUCGUGGUCGGGGCCCUCACCUACCAGAACCAAAGCGUGGAGCAGUGGCGGAUCGUGUUCUGCAUCACGGCCGCCAUGCUGCUCGUCACGGGCGUCGCCUACGUCCUGUUCGGCCGCUCCGAGGUGCAGCCAUGGAACGAACCGGCUGACAGGGAGGGCCAUUCGGGCAACGGCCUAGACGACGGGCUGGCCGAAGAGGACAAGAGCAUCGUCACGGUCACCUCAAAGUGCUCCGAGCUCAAGUCUGUGUGCUGACUUAAAAUUUAAACAAGAUCUCAUGUCUAGCAUUAAUGUCUCUCUGGUUGGAAGAACAGAGAAUAAGCUCUGCACAAGUAGCAGUUUUGCCACUCUGUUAAGCAUGAUCAGUUACAAUUCUUAAAUUUAGGAUAUCAAUGUUCUAGGGUAAUUUCAAACACUGCCUGUUAUCUGUAACUUUACAGAUCAGUAAUAAUGUGAACUUUGUUGCUUAGAAUUAAAACCCUUACAUGUCAUCUCUACAAAUGAUCUGAGGUGAAGUUUUAGUAUGCAAAAAAUGAAUGUGGUAACAAAAAAAAUACACCAUUUAUUUAAGUUAUUAUAAUAAAUUCUCACUAACCAGGAAUAAUUUCAUUGGAGGAAAAACAUGGUACACAGUACAUAAAAUCAGAAAGAGUAGCAUAUUACAAAGAAUUAUACACAAAUCAGUAUCGCAAAUGAUGCUUGAUGCAUCACAGUUUUGUUAAUAAAAUAAAUCCAUCACUGCUUUUGCCGCA
This is a messenger RNA of Thrips palmi, 2402 nucleotides long. RefSeq names its product sialin-like. Bases 331 to 1905 code for a protein of 524 amino acids. The transcript is spliced from 9 exons. Gene Ontology annotation, biological process: transmembrane transport; monoatomic anion transport. Gene Ontology annotation, molecular function: transmembrane transporter activity. NCBI's taxonomy places the organism in Eukaryota, Metazoa, Arthropoda, Insecta, Thysanoptera, Thripidae. The record is from RefSeq and is a predicted model, not a curated record. Gene Ontology annotation, cellular component: plasma membrane.